UUUUGAGAUUUAGAUAAUGAAGAACAUUCAAAGCCACCAUGGGUUGUACCUGAAUAUUGCGGAUGUAUCUAGGUAAUUAUUUAUGAAUCAGCCUUUUCUUUCUAAACCGUUACACAGUUAAAACCAUGUUGUUGUAUUUCAGAUCAAUUACCCGAUCCUACUAUAGGAAUUCUGUUGGGGGUCUGCUGAUGUUCGAUGUGACCAAUCGGAAGUCAUUCGAGAGCAUCAGGGAAUGGCUGCGGGAGGUCGAUAAUCACGUGUAUCCGAACAAAACCAUUUUUGUUCUGGUUGGACAUAAAAGUGACUUAAUAGAUCACCGUAAAGUUUCCCGUGAAGAAGCAGAGAAGCUGGCAGAAGCAUUGGAUCUGAAUUAUAUUGAGACUUCAGCCAAAAAUAACAGCAAUGUUGACCAAGCCUUUAUGACAUUAACGGAAUGUAUUUACGAUUCCAUGAAAGUCGGGGAGAUUGCACUGGAGGAUGGUUGGGAUGGAGUUAAACGAGGAUUUAAUCCACGGAUGUUAGAAUCGCCAAAAGAGGAGAAGCAGAGUGAUUGUAAUUGCUAACCUGUCUUUUGGGUGUAAUUAAUGAGUCACUACGUUAAAAGGAGGCUAGGUACUCAGAGUGUGUUUGCAACAUGCAAUUGUUUCUUAUUAAUUCCCCCCACCCAGUUAUAAGAUGUGGAAUUAACUGAGCAAGCAAUUUUAGAAAGCCAGCAAUCAUUAAUCACCAACUUGCUAACAAAGGGUGGGUGGAGUAGUGGUGCAAAUUCCAGUAGUAGGAGUCAUUCUGUAGAAAAGGGAGUUUGCUAGUGCAUCCUUUUGAUAUCCAACAGUGGUCGUGGUCGUGGGCUUUCUUGUUUCAGCAGCAUCAGGUUUAAUGAGAGCAGUUUUGUUUUCUACUCUGCUAAACACAGGAAGCUCAGCAUUGGAUUUUUUUUUUAGGAAAUCUGCUCUCUUUGGAUGUGGCCUAACGUUGAUAUAUUUCCAUGGCGGCAUGUUGUACAGGUGUCGAGAUAAAUGAGUUUUGCGCAGCCUUAAGCUGUGCUUUUGUAACUGCAAGUGUUCCACUUUAGCCCAUGAAAGGGACAACAAUGUAACAAUUGAUUCAAUUUGUGUAACUUGUCUGUUUUGAAUUUAUUAUUGAAAAGCACAAAACCCAUUAUAUUCAGUAAUAUUAAAGAGAUAUCACAAUCUCCAUCAAAA
This is a messenger RNA of Rhincodon typus (whale shark), 1202 nucleotides long. RefSeq names its product ras-related protein Rab-39B-like. Gene Ontology annotation, molecular function: GTPase activity; GTP binding. Lineage: Eukaryota; Metazoa; Chordata; Chondrichthyes; Orectolobiformes; Rhincodontidae. The transcript has a single exon. Bases 126 to 563 code for a protein of 145 amino acids. The record is from RefSeq and is a predicted model, not a curated record.